AUGCCAUUUGGCCUGAAAAACGCGGGGGCCACAUUCCAAAGGCUAAUGAACAAAAUAUUUGACAGUCUCCUAGGCAAGAUGGUGGAAGUCUACGUGGAUGAUAUCUUGGCAAAGACUACACAGCCUGACGACCUCCUGAGCGACUUGGGAAGUGUCUUCGCAUCCCUCCGACAACACGGCAUGAGGCUCAACCCGCUCAAGUGCGCCUGUGCCAUGGAGGCCGGAAAAUUCCUAGGAUUUAUAAUAACCCAAAGGGGAGUGGAAGCCAACCCUGAAAAAUGUCAAGCGAUACUCCAAAUGAAGAGCCCGGGAUGUGUCAAAGACGUCCAGAGGCUGGCAGGAAGGCUUAUCGCGUUGUCCCGCUUCCUUGGAGCGUCGGCAUCGAAGUCCCUACCCUUCUUCAACCUGAUGAGAAAAGGAAUAGCGUUUGAAUGGACUCCUGCAUGUGAGGAAGCAUUCAACCACUUCAAGGAGAUCUUGGCAACACCCCCAGUACUCAGGAAGCCCAAGGCCGGAGAACCCCUAUACCUAUACCUGGCCAUAACGGGGGAAGCCCUUGCAGCGAUUUUGGUGCGGGAAGAAGGGAAAACUCAACAACCAGUCUACUUCGUAAGCAGAGCGCUGCAAGGAGCGGAGGUCAAGUACAGCAAACUGGAGAAAUUAGCACUGGCACUCCUGACCUCUUCCCAUAGACUGAGACAAUACUUCCAGGGCCACCAGAUUGUCAUGAGAACGGACCAAGGAAUUCAACAAGUACUCCAAAAACCCGAUCUGGCGGGGAGAAUGAUGACUUGGUCCAUUGAACUCUCCGAUUAUGAUUUACGAUACGAACCCCGACAUACGAUUAAGGCACAAGCGAUGGCAGACUUUCUGGUAGAAGUGACAGGAGACCCAGCCGAAGAAACGGGCAUACAGUGGAGGCUCAUUGUAGGCGGGGCCUCCAACCAAGCGUCCGGAGGUGCCGGGAUCAUUUUGGAAAGCCCAUCUAGGGUCAUAUACGAACAAUCGAUCAAGUUCGAGUUCCCCGUAUCGAACAACCAAGCAGAGUAUGAAGCUCUCUUGGGAGGCUUAGCCCUAGCCAAGGAGGUCGGGGUAAUGAGGCUGGAAAUAUGUAGCGACUCACAGGUCGUUACCUCACAAGUGAUUAGAAGCUACCAAGCCAGAGAUUUGUUGUUACAAAAAUACUUAGAGAAGGUCAGAGAGUUGAGCAAGCUAUUCGAGGAGGUCACGAUCCAACACGUUCCAAAAGAAAGGAACACACGGGCAGACCUCCUAUCUAAGUUGGCAAGCACAAAACCAGGAGUCGGCAACCGGUUUCUCAUCCAGGGCAUGGCGAAGGAGCCAGCAGUCGCCCUCCACUUGACAAGGCUGAGCCCCUCCUGGUUGGAUCCCAUCGCUAACUUCCUGGAAAACGGCAAACUCCUUGACGACGAAAAGGAAGCUAAAGUAUUGAGAAGAGAAGCAGGCAAAUACGCGAUCAUUCAGGGACAGCUGUUUAAAAAAGGACUCAGCCAACCCCUAUUAAAGUGCCUACAUCCCGACCAGAUCGACUAUGUACUCAGAGAAGUCCAUGAAGGGUGUUGCGGCCAUCAUAUCGGGGGCAAAGCCCUAGCGAGGAAGCUUAUCCGAGCCGGAUACUACUUGCCAUCAAUGAUUGUAGAUUCCAGAGAAUUCGUGAGAAAGUGCGUCAAGUGCAAAGAGAACACCAACUUUCACAGAGCACCGGCCUCCGAGUUAAGCUUGCUAACGUCCUCCCGACCCUUCUCACAGUGA
Molecule: messenger RNA, 1773 nt
Organism: Arachis duranensis
Lineage: Eukaryota; Viridiplantae; Streptophyta; Magnoliopsida; Fabales; Fabaceae
Exons: 1
Coding region: 1-1773 (590 amino acids)
Molecular function (GO): RNA-DNA hybrid ribonuclease activity; nucleic acid binding
Source: RefSeq, a predicted model, not a curated record